Pararge aegeria (speckled wood butterfly) is the source of this 2493-nucleotide messenger RNA. RefSeq names its product neural cell adhesion molecule 1 (gene side-VII). The transcript is spliced from 16 exons. NCBI's taxonomy places the organism in Eukaryota, Metazoa, Arthropoda, Insecta, Lepidoptera, Nymphalidae. The record is from RefSeq and is a predicted model, not a curated record. Gene Ontology annotation, molecular function: protein binding. Bases 10 to 2493 code for a protein of 827 amino acids.
GCUACCGCUAUGGCAGCUAAAAAUGUGCCAAUGACAGCAGUGAUCGCAGUAGCUGGCGAGCCGGCCUACCUUCCUUGUGACAUUGCCACCCAAGAUGAGGAUGACGCCGUCCUGUUGGUUUUAUGGUAUAGAGAAGAUUUAGGCACGCCUAUUUACAGCGUGGAUGCAAGAGAAAAAGACUUUGGUGUAGCAGAACGGUGGUCAGACGAAAGUGUAUUCGCAUCGAGAGCCUACUUUUUACCUGACAAAAGACCAGCGGAACUCGGCGUUGACAGGGUCAGAGCGACAGACCAGGGGAUAUACAGAUGUAGAGUGGAUUUUAAGCAAGCUCAAACAAGAAAUUCAAGAGUCAAUUUAACAGUAAUUGUGCCUCCAACCAAAAUGAUCAUAACAGAUGAAAAGGGUGAUGUUAAGCAAGCAAUCGUCGGACCCUACGUCGAAGGGGAUACGUUCACGUUAAAAUGCGACGUAUCUGGAGGUCGUCCACGUCCCUGGGUUAAAUGGUUCAAAAACGAAGUGGAAACUGAUACCCCGGCAACAGCGCUUCAAGGGAAUACAGUAAGAGGUGUACUAAGAGUGGGCCCUCUGACUCGCACUGAUGUUCGGGCAACAUUAACUUGUCGAGCAUCGAAUCACCUGCGAGCACAUCCUAUUGAAACUACACUGACUUUGGAUAUGAAUUUUCCACCAUUGAAUGUUCAUAUACUCGGAUCAAAUCAACCUCUAUCAGCAAGUAGAAGAUAUGAUCUCCUCUGUCAAAGUUCAGGGUCUCGCCCGCCGGCGUCCAUCACCUGGUGGAAAAAUGGGCAACGGAUAAAUAACGCAAAAGAAACGCUAUCAACUGAUGGAAACACUACCACAUCGACAGUGUCCAUACAGUUGACUAAAAGUGAUGCAGGGGCCAAACUCGCAUGUCGCGCUUCAAAUCCACAAAUGUCAUCAGAACCUGCUUUGGAAGAUGACUGGCUGUUAGAUAUCCAAUAUGUUCCGGAGACCGUGGUACGGUUGGGCACUAAUUUAGACCCGACCAAUAUCAGAGAAGGCACGGACGUGUACUUUGAUUGCAUCAUUAAAGCCCAUCCCUACGUUUAUAAAGUCGAGUGGAGGCACAACGGAAAAACUCUUCAUCACAACGUGGGGCAGGGUAUUAUCAUCAGCAAUCAGUCACUUGUUCUUCAAGGAGUGGGAAGGCGGACAGCUGGCAACUAUACUUGUGUUGGUUUCAACGCUGAGGGAGAUGGAGAGAGCAAGCCAUUCUCUUUGGACGUUUUGUACGCUCCGACAUGCAGAAGCUCUCAACAGAGAGUACACGGUGUCGCAAAACAAGAGCGUGCUCAUAUAACGUGCCACGUUGACGCCAAUCCGCCUGAAGUCAGUUUUCGAUGGACUUUCAACAAUACGGCCAAUAACAAUGAAGUCAGUAACACUUACGUUUCAAGAUCUGGCACAAGUUCCACAGUGACAUACACGCCUCAUACCGAGAUGGACUACGGAACCCUUUUAUGCUGGGCGCACAAUCGUAUAGGAAAGCAACGGGUGCCCUGUGUUUACCACAUUAUUGCUGCAGGUCGACCCGAUCAAGUUCACAAUUGUACACUGGUAAAUGCGUCACUUACAUCAUUCGGAGUUCGUUGUUCAGAAGGAUUUAACGGAGGCAUGCCGCAAUCAUUUUUAUUAGAAGUUAGAGAUAUAGUUACCCAGGAGAUAGUGGCUAACGUGUCGAGUGCGGUCCCACGGUUCACAGCAGGUGGUCUUAUACCAGGACACACGUAUGCUGCUGCUGUUUUAGCAUACAAUGCCAAAGGAAGAGGAGAUCCGUAUCCUUUGAGAGCAAGCACGCUGCGACCGCCCGAGAAGCACCAUGUUCAUGAUAAGAGUUUAGAUGUACCGAAAACUGCCUUCCAAAUGUCCGGAGCGAUGUCAGCAGCGGUAGGCGGUGGUGGUGUUUUUAUGGUUUUGCUUGUACUCUUCAUGAUUGCUGUGCGUCAAAGGUGUACUAAACGCAAGCUGCGUUCGGGAGGUCAAUCUUCCCAGCCAGCUUCCCCGGAUAAACUACGAGAAAAAGAUGACAGUGAAAGUGAUGAUAGAAACCCGGAUAUAAUUCCAUCGGAUACGGAUCAUUUGCAGCAGGUAGAAUAUUUUCGACAACAACAAGUGUCUACAAUAUCACCACCGAACAACAGGGCGCCGCGAGGGAGCAUCGCCGGGGUCCGUGGCAGUAUACCCGGAUACUGCCCACUUCGGACUGCACCUCCGCCCUCCCAUCCCCCUAUACACGAUAAUCCCACUUCAGCGCCGGGGAUACCGCCACCAGCUGGGUUUGCGGGUGGCUCCUGUACGCUACCCCGCAACACGGGUGCCGCGAACGAUCGCUGCAUCCCGCUUCAGCACUUGCGCACGUUGCCCCGUGCGCACCCACACGCGCACCCACAGGUGCACCCGCACGGCCACUCGCACCCACACCCACACCCACCACGCGACACGCCCCUUUGA